GAACUGUUGACAGAUGGGCAAAAAAAGAGAUUGGUUUUGGUUUGUGAAGAAAGCUUUGACCCCUGAGUCCAAGAAAGAUCAGAAGGAAAGUUCAAAAUCAAAGAAAAAAUGGCAAAGCAAAACCAAGGAUUCGGAGCCUGCAGUUCCUUUGCCUCAAGAAACUGAAACGGAAACAAAAACUGAAGAGCCUGAACCUCCUCCCUCUGAAGAUGCCAAACCAGCGGAAGCUGAAAAUGAGCCUAAAAGACACACCCACUUCAUCGCUCUUGCCACCGCUAUGGCUGCUGCCGCCGCGGUCGCAGCUUCUAAGGCGACUGCUGAGGCUGUUCGCGUCGCUUCUUUACAACGCAUAUCGUCGGAGAGAACGGCUGCUACCAAGAUUCAAACUGCAUUUCGCGGAUACUUGGCUCGGAAGGCAUUGCCAGAAUUGAGAAGGUCGGAGAGAUUGAAAUCAAUGAUAGAAGGACAAUCCGUGAAAGAGCAAGCGAAAUCUGCAUUAAGAUGCAUGCAAACAAUGGGUGGAGUGCAGUCCCGGAUUCGUGGAAUGAGGCUUAGAAUGUUGGAAGAGAACCAAAUUCUUCAUCACCACCUUCAACAGAAACGCCACAAAGAGCUUGACAAGUUUAAUGCCUCUAUGGGAGGAGAGUGGCAUGAUGGUAGAAAGUCGAAGGAGCAAUCUGAAGCAAUAAAGCAGUAUAAGCAAGAAGCUGCUAUGCGAAGGGAAAGAGCUUUAGCUUAUGCCUUCACUCGCCAGCGAUCAUGGAAGGUCUCUUCUAAAGCAGCGAAUCAAACAUUAAUGGAUCAAAAUACUCCCCAUUGGGGAUGGAGUUGGUUAGAGCGAUGGAUGGCAGCUCGACCCUGGGAUAUCCCAUGCUCAUCACCUAACAGCGCCUCCGUCAACACUUUGGUCUCCCCUUCCAUCUCUAACAACGAUAAUAAGCCAUCUCCAACACCCUCAAAACCAACCCCUCCUCCGCCGUCCAAGAUACCUUCCUUUUCAUCACUUUCCAGUCAAAUUAGACAGCCAAGUCCAAGGGGGACACCACCAGGAGGCGUCGAGUGCUCGACACCGGAUCGUGACCGGAGACGACAAAGCAGCAUUGGAGGUUUUUCAUCUGCGAAAGACGAUAAGAGCGUUGGAAGCUCGGCGGAGAAGGCGCCGUCGUGGAUGAAGCAAGUCAGAGCGUCCCAGUUGUCGAGAUCUUUGAAGCAUGAUAGGAUACCGGAGAAGGGAUUGGCCGGCACUGCGAAGAAGCGGCUCUCGUACCCUACAACGGCAGGUAAGGUAAGAAUAUAAUACCGUCAUGUGCUCAAAUGGCGGAUAAUAAUGUCCUGCUUAAGACACAAAGAAGAGAAACGGAGGAAUGGAGGAAAGAGUAGUAGAAGCGGUAGAAAAGAGCUGUAACAUAAAGAAGACUGCAAAGAAUGGUGGCUGCGACGGUGGUGGUUAAAAACGAACAGAGAUUUGAGCGGCCAUUCGAGCUUUUUUCAUUAAAAAAAUAUUAUUUGUACAUUAAAUACA
Messenger RNA from Gossypium raimondii (Peruvian cotton), 1522 nucleotides. RefSeq names its product protein IQ-DOMAIN 3. Lineage: Eukaryota; Viridiplantae; Streptophyta; Magnoliopsida; Malvales; Malvaceae. The record is from RefSeq and is a predicted model, not a curated record. Bases 14 to 1297 code for a protein of 427 amino acids. Gene Ontology annotation, molecular function: protein binding. The transcript is spliced from 5 exons.